Molecule: messenger RNA, 6385 nt
Organism: Neoarius graeffei (lesser salmon catfish)
Lineage: Eukaryota; Metazoa; Chordata; Actinopteri; Siluriformes; Ariidae
Product: complement C3-like
Exons: 44
Coding region: 1-6213 (2070 amino acids)
Cellular component (GO): extracellular region
Molecular function (GO): endopeptidase inhibitor activity; protein binding
Source: RefSeq, a predicted model, not a curated record
AUGAUCUUCACUACCCAGCAGUUGCAAGAGAAAUGUCGGGAGCAGCGUCAAUCACUUUAUAUGGCCUUUAUAGAUCUGACAAAGGCAUUUGACUCCAUCAACCAAGUAGCUCUGUGGCGAAUUCUGGCUAAAUAUGGCUGCCCUGAAAAGUUCAUCACUAUCCUUAGACUCCUUCAUGAUGGCAUGUCCGCCAGAGUUCUCAGCAGCCAAGAAGGUCAACUCCAAGCCAUUCUGGGUGCUUUCACGCACGCGUAUGAGAGCCUCGGCCUCUCUGUAAACGUGAAGAUGGAGGUCCUUUACCAACCUGCUCCUGGUCAGCCGUCCAAACCCUCUUUCCUGAGUAUCAGCGGGUCCAUGCUCAAGAACGUUCAGAGCUUCUCCUACCUAGGUAGUGUUCUAUCAACAAAAGCUGACAUCGAUGCUGAAAUCACACACCAUCUAAGAGCCGCAAGCUAUGCCUUCGGUAGGCUGCGUGAGAGAGUGUUUGAAGAGAGGGAGCUAAAGAAAGACACUAAAUGCCUUGUUUACAAGGCUGUUGUGCUACCCUCCCGUUUAUACAGCUCGGAGUCUUGGACAACCUAUAGGAGACACCUCAACUGCCUCGAAAAAUAUCAUCAGCGCUGUCUGCGCCGAAUCCUGGGUGUGACCUGGCAGGAUCGACGGACCAAUAACAGCAUUCUUGAUGAAGCGCACUGUACCAGCAUUGAGGCCUUAAUAAUGAAAAAUCAACUACAUUGGACUGGGCAUGUGGUCAGACUAGACGACUCACACCUCCCAAAACAGAUUUUCUAUGGGGAGCUGAGAUCAGGCACUAGAUCACAAGGUCUGCCGGCCUGGGAAGACCUGGCACGCAACAGAGAUGGUUGGCGAGCCUCAGUUACGGAGGGCGUGGCGCUCUUUGAGCAGGAGCGCCGUCGCAAGGUGGAAGCAAAGCACCAGCGCCGCAAAGAGCAUGAUGAACGUGCCCCUUGUCGGCCACAGUCUGCUCUUAACACCUGCUCCACAUGCGGCAAAAUGUGCGCCUCCAGAAUAGGGCUUGUAAGCCACCAGCGGGUGCAUAAAAAGGAGCCGAACUUCGACCUGGCACCAAAGUUUGUGCUGGUGACUCCAGCAGUCCUGAGAGUGGAAAGUAAAGAAAACAUUCUGCUGGAGGCAUUUGGACUUUCUGAGCCUGUCACUGUUUCUCUCUCAGUAUACGAUUUCCCAAGCAAGGCAAGGCAGCUGUGGCACGGAACCAUCACUCUCAACUCAGAUAAUAACUACAGCUUCCUCCAAGAUAUUGAGAUUAAUCCACACCUCCUGCAACCAGAAGAGAAAGGGACCAAGUAUAUCCAGCUAGCCGCCCAAUUCGGACACUUCCAGGAGAUUAACCAUGUCAGUAAAGUGUCCUUUCUGUCUGGUUAUAUCUUCAUCCAGACUGACAAGCCCGUCUAUAACCCAGGAGACACAGUGCGGUGCCGAGCUUUUAUUUCCAACACAGACUUUCAGGCUUUCAAUGGCACCAUUUCCGUUGAAAUCCAGAAUCCUGAUGGAAUUACAGUCUAUACCACCCCGAGGAGCAAAGCACAAAACGGCGUUCACUCCAACUUUUACGGACUUUCAGAGAUCGUCAAAGAGGGCAAGUGGAAGGUUGUUGCCAAAUUUGACCACUGGAAAGAGAAUACAUUUAGUGCUGAUUUUGAGGUGAAAAAGUAUGUGCUACCAGCAUUCAAUGUCACGCUAAUCCCAAAAAAGACCUACUUCAGUUUGGAAGAUCAGGAGUUGAAAGUGGAAGUGUAUGCCAGAUAUUUGUACGGUGAGAAAGUGGAAGGUGUCGCAUAUGUGGUAUUCGGAGUAGAGAGAAAUGGAGACAAAGUGCGACUCCCGUCCAUGAAACAAGUAACAAAUCUGGAUGGUGGGAUCGCUACACUGACCAUAGCCGAGCUUAAAAAUGCAUACCCUGAUAUCAACAGCAUCGUGGGCUCGUCCAUAUAUAUCAAAGCUUCUGUAUUGACCAGCUCAGGAAGUGACCUAGUGGAUGCAGAGAAGACGGGCAUCAAAAUCGUCCAAGCACCAUAUGUGCUUGCCAUCAAGGAUACACCAAGGUUUUUUAAAUCGGGUUUACCAUUUGAAUUGACGGUUACGGUUAGCCACCAUGAUGGCUCCCCAGCUCCAAACAUUCCUGUUAAAAUCACCUUACUGUCCACUCCAAUCACAGCACACAGUGGCACCAUCAAAGUGUCUCUUAACAUGCCUUCUGGCAGCAGACCUAUAACGUUAACAGCAGAGACGGUCAUCCCAAAUUUGAAGCAGGAACAGCAGACAAAGGCUGAUUGGUUCGUGGAGCCAUACUUACCUUUUGAUUUUGCACGGCUGAAUCAGCUUUACAUCAUACUAGACAGGAAAACAGCGAAAGUCGGACAGACUUUAAACAUCAAACUGCACCUGAGUACCUUCUCAGCGAAAGAAAGAACCCACCUCCAGCAUGUUUCCUACAUUGUGUUGAAUAAGGGGAGAAUAAUCCGCGCUGGCAGGGCUAGCAUCGUAGGGCAAGAAGUGACAAACGUUCCCCUGCUGGUGACUUCAGAGAUGCUGCCUGCGUUCCGCUUCGUGGCGUACUACGUGUUGCCGUGGCUCUCUAGAGUGGAGGUGGUGGCUGAUUCUGUUUCAGUGGACGUGGAGAGCGGUUGUGUGGGAUCACUCAAGGUUGAACCACUGAGGGGUGAAGUGACGGACUCGUAUUCACCAGCUGACAGCUUUAACUUUCAAGUUCGAGGUGACCCCGGGGCAAAGGUCAGCCUGGUUGCCGUUGACAAUGCCAUUUUCCUGUUGAGUAAGAACCGCCUGACGCAGAAGAAGAUUUGGGACACACUCGGACAGGGUGAUUUGGGCUGCUCUCCAGGUGGAGGCAAGAACAGCAUGGGUGUAUUCCUGGAUGCAGGCCUGAAUUUUCAGUCCAGCUUCGGUGUAGCAAGCAAUGAAAGACAAGGCAAACCAUGUCACUGGAAGUCCAGGACGAAGCGUUCUGCUGAACAACUGCGUCUCAGAGAUGAGCUUAAGAAAAACUAUUCUGACAAGUUUCUCCAGCGCUGCUGCUCUGAUGGCUUGAGAGAGAUUCCCAUGCCGUAUUCAUGCCGCCGUCGUGCUCUUUACAUCACUGAGAGCUGGAGCUGUGUACUGGCUUUUCUCGAGUGCUGCUCAAAGUACAGGGGCGAAGAGCUGGGCGUUAUCACACCACCACCACCAACCACGCCAGAGACAACUACGCCAGUGCCAACUACCAUGCCAAUGACCACCUUCAUGCCAGUGCCAACCAUGUUCUUUGAAAGCGGGAUACUGUUUUCUCCCAUAGAUGCAGUGGCUCGAGGGAGACUGAAUGAUGAGAUUUGGAGUCGGGGCCCUCGUCUGCAUACACCUGUUAAAGCUUAUAUUCCUUCCGUCAAUUUCGGGCGUUUCGUCACAUCAUCAAGAGUCGAAAUAGAGGAGGGGGAGGAGGAGUACAAUGAUGAAGAUUAUGAGCUGGAUGACAUUUAUGUUCGCACCAAGUUUCUGGAAUCCUGGCUGUGGACUGAUGUCAAACUUCCUGAAGAACCCAAGGCAGACGGGUUGGCUGUUUUGCCGGUGGAGUCUGUUCUCCCUGAUAGUAUCACUCAGUGGGGGAUUCUGGGUGUUAGUGCGUCAUCCAAGACAGGUUUCUGUGUCGCCGAGCCGUUCAACAUCCGAGCCUGGAAGCGUUUCUUUAUUGACCUUCGUCUUCCUCGCACCGCAGCCAGAAACGAGCAUGUGGAAGUCAAGGCCGUGCUGCACAACUACAUGAACGAGAACAUUAAGGUGCUGGUGGUCCUGGCAAAGACAGUGGAUGUGUGCAGUGUGGCAUUUACUGAGGAUCAUAAGCAGGAGGUGUUGGUGCGAGCUCGUUCCUCCAUCCUCAUCCCCUACACUAUCAUCCCACUCCAAGCAGGAGAUCUCCACCUGCAGGUCACUGCUGUGUCACGGAGCUUCAUUGGACAGGACGCGAUCCGCAAAAACCUCCGUGUGGUGGUGGAGGGCAUUCAGAAGCUGGAUGUGAGGAGUUUUGUGUUGAAUCCUGCUGAGAAAGGAGACAGUGAAGGAAAUCAGCUGAUUCGGGUGGAUAAAGUUAAACUGAGUUCAGUGGUUCCCAACUCACAUCCAGAAACAUUUGUCAACGUCAGAGGUAGCUUGCUGGCUGACAGCAUUGAUAACUCCAUCAAUAAAGACUCGCUGGCGGCGCUGAUCCGGAUGCCUGGAGGCUGUGUGGAGCAGAACCUGGCUAGCAUCACACUACCGCUCAUCGCCACUCACUAUCUGGACAGCAGCUCACAGUGGGACAGUGUUGGUUUGCAGCGCAGACAAGAGGCCAUCUCCUACAUCAAGAAAGGCUAUGAGAACCAACUUCAUUAUCGCAAAACGGAUGGCUCGUAUCCACCGUAUCGCAAUGAAGGAACCAGCACCUGGAUCACAGCGUUUGUGGUGAAGGUGUUCUCCAUGGCUUAUCAGUUCAUCACUGUGGAUGAUCAGCACAUAUGCGGCCCGCUGCUCUACCUGCUCAAGCACAAGCAGUUCUCAUCUGGAGCGUUCAAGGAGGACAACCCGGUCUAUACCACCUCCAUGACGGGAGGUCUUCAAGGUGCUGAAUCCAGGGAAACUCUGACUGCAUUUGUACUGAUUGCAUUGGCUGAAGCUCAGAGUGCCGUUACAUGCAGUGAUCCAGAAAUAAACACCAACCUGAGGUUCAGAAGAGCAGGACAAUAUUUAAGGCAACAAUACCAACGGUUGCGCAGGCCAUACUCCGUCGCAAUUGCGUGUUAUGCCCUGGCUGUGAGCGAUCAGGGCUGCUCAAAGAGCGUGUUGCUGAAAUCGGCAUCACCAGACCACACACACUGGCCAGAUGCACACAAUUCCUUCUUCACGCUGGAGGCAACAGGUUAUGCACUGCUUGCCCUGCUUAAAGGUGGCCAUGUCAAGGAGGCGGCCGCUCCGUUCAAGUGGCUCAAUCAGCAGCGACGGGUUGGAGGAGGAUACGGAUCCACACAGUCCACCAUGGUGGUCCUGCAGGCUCUGUCGGAGUACCUGGUGAAGAAACCCCCUCCGUCUGACAUGAGCCUGCGGGUAGACCUCAGUGUUCCUGGUCGCUCAGAUAUACGCUGGGCCUUCACCCCUCAACUAGCCCAUGUGGCACGUUCCAGUCGGGUCCCUCUGGAUCAGGACUUUACAGUGCUUGCCUCAGGAAAUGGCCAAGGAAUCCUGGAGGUGGUAACAGUUUACAAUGAGUUACCUGAUGAGCAUGAGAAAAGCUCCUGUAAUGGCUUCGAUUUGAAUGUGAACAUUAAGGAAAGCAACGAGAAACCUCCAGCAGAUGUAGAGAAGGUGUAUAAGCUGAUCAUCAAUGUGAGAGCUCUGGCACAGCAUCAAGUGCGCAUGGCCGUUCUUGACAUCAGUUUGCCGACAGGCUUUGAACCAGAAACCUCGGAUCUUGAGCUGCUGACCAACUCUGUGGAUCGAUAUAUCAACAAUUUCCAAGUUGUAGAUAAUCUGAGUGAUCGAGGAUCUCUCAUCAUUCAUCUGUUCAAGGUAUCCAACAAAGAGGCAGACAUCAUCUCAUUCAGGCUGAACCAAAAGUUUAAAGUGGGCCUCCUGCAACCGUCUACAGUUACUGUGUACCAGUAUUACAACACAGAUAAACGCUGCAGCAGGUUUUACACUCCAUCAGACGACAAAGAGCAGCUCAGUCAGAUCUGCAAAGGCAACAUUUGCCGCUGUACACAGGGUGACUGCUGCAUUCUGAAGACAGCUGCUCAGACAAACACAGCGAGGUUGAAGGCUGCGUGCAGUGGAAUCCACCAUGCGUACAAGGCCAGAGUGUUGAGUGUCAGUCUGAGCCAGUAUGACAGAUAUGAGCUGGAGAUUCUGAAGGUCAUAAAAGAAGGCUCUGAGGUUGGUCUCAAAGAAAAGGACACUCGAGUGUUUCUCUCUCACGCUGGCUGUAGGGUGGGGCUUAAUCUACUUAAAGGACAGGACUACCUCAUCAUCGGGCCAUCCUCUGACGUUUGGCAAGCAGGCAGUGACAAGAAUGGCUACACAUACAUUCUGGGGAAGGGUACGUGGGUGGAGCGCUGGCCGUCAUCAGCUGAGUGUAACGCUGCAGCACGAGACCAAUGCACAGAGCUGGAGAAGUUUACAUCAGAAUUGAGGGACAAGGGCUGCCAGACCUGAGAACACCCCCCCACACACACACUUAUCUGUAUUCACUCCCUUCACAUAUGCACACAAUCACAAAUAUGCUGUAUAUCAUAAAGCACUGGUGCAAUUUUUAAGUGUCUAUUUUUUCCAUCCAAAUCCUGUAUCAUAGUCAAACGUUUCCAAUACACAAGGCUCACACAUCUAA